UCGACAGCUUGGGAGUCACGCCAAAGAAGACAACUGUGGGAUCUGCUCAGGUGAUGGUUCCACCUGCCGACUGGUGAGAGGGCAAACCAAGACUCACCUUUCCUCAGAAAAAAGGGAGGAAACCAUGAUUGCUGUUCCACACGGAAGUCGCAGUGCAAGAAUUACUAUAAAAGGACCAGCACAACUUGCUAUUGAAUCAAAGACACUGCAGGGAGAUACUGAAGAACACAGUUUCAAUGUCCCUGGAAUGUACAUCAUUGAAAACACAACGGUUGAAUUUCAGAAGGGCCCAGAGAGAGAAACGAUAAAAAUCCCAGGGCCUCUUGGCGCUGAUUUCAUUAUCAAGGCCAGAUAUACUGCUGCCAAAGAUAGCACAGUUCAGUUCUUCUUCUAUCAACCCAUAAGUCACCAGUGGAAGCAGACAGAAUUCUUCCCUUGCACAGUGACAUGUGGAGGAGGUUACCAGCUGAACUCUGCAGAAUGCAUGGACAUCCGUUCCAAGCGGGUGGUGCCAGACCAGUAUUGCCAUUAUUAUCCUGAAAACAAGAAACCCAAACCAAAGCUGAAGGAAUGCAACAUGGAUCCCUGCCCUUCAAGUGAUGGAUUUAAGGAAAUCAUGCCCUAUGAUCAUUUCCAGCCACUUCCCCGCUGGGAGCACAAUCCUUGGACCACUUGCUCAGUUUCAUGUGGAGGAGGAAUUCAGAGAAGAAGCUUUGUCUGCGUGGAAGAGACCAUGCAUGGAGAGAUACUGCAAGUAGACGAGUGGAAAUGUAUGUAUGCUCCUAAGCCCAGGGUCAUGCAAGCUUGCAACCUGUAUGAUUGUCCUAAAUGGAUAGCUCUGGAGUGGUCACAGUGCACUGUGACCUGUGGCCGAGGGUUACGCUACCGAGUGGUUCUGUGUAUUGAUCAUCGUGGACAACAUACCGGCGGUUGCAAUCCUCAACUAAAACUCCACAUAAAAGAAGAGUGUCUCGUGCCAGUCCCUUGUUAUAAACCCAAAGAGAAAAGCCCGGUUGAAGCCAGAAUGCCUUGGUUCAAGCAAGCCCAUGAAAUGGAAGAGAUCAGGACCGUGUCUGAAGAACCCACGUUUAUCCCCGAGCCUUGGUCCCCUUGCAGUGCCUCUUGUGGUCACGGUUCUCAGAUGCGCGAUGUCAAGUGCCGCAUUUAUCUUGCGUUUACUCAGGCUGAGGUGGAGCUGCCUGAUGAGGAGUGUGAAGGACCCAAACCACUGACCGAGCGGAGUUGCCACCUGGAAGCGUGCGAUGUGGAUCCGGUCCCGUACCCCUUACCUUUUGCACCCUCCGAAGAGGCUGGUAAUGUUUUUUAUGACUGGGAAUACAUCGGCUUCACUCCCUGCUCAGCUACGUGCCUUGGAGGGACUCAGGAAGCCAUUGCUGUCUGCUUGCAUGAAGAGACAAAACAAACUGUAAAUGAUAGCCUGUGUGACAGCUCGAAGAGACCUCCACCAAUGAGCCAUGUGUGCAAUACAAGGCUUUGUCCCCCAAGAUGGCAAGUAGGACCUUGGAGACAAUGUACUGCCACUUGUGGCGUUGGCAUCCAGACAAGGGAGGUGCACUGUCAGCAACCUGGAGGGUCUGUUGAUGGACUUGAAAGCUGCAAAGAACCAAAGCCUCAUUCUUUACAAGCAUGCAACCAGCUUGACUGCCCCCCACUUUGGCAUGUUGAAGAAUGGCAACAGUGCUCCGUAAGCUGUGGGGUUGGCACACAAAGAAGGAAAGCCACCUGCCAAAAGCGCACGGCCAGAGGCCAACAUCUGGCAUUAAAUGGAUCUCUGUGCAGAAGCUUUCCAGCAUCCCAGCUUGUCAGGCCUUGCCACAGGAAUGCCUGCAGAGAUCUCAAAGAAGAAAAGAAAUCCAGACUUUUUGACAAGCCACAGAUACUUGGUAUCCAUAAAGUCUAUAUUCAGACAAGGCAAGAGAAGCGCAUUAAUUUCACUGUUGGGAGCCGGGCUUAUUUACUUCCCAAAACAUCUGUCAUCAUCAGGUGUCCUGUUCGGAGAUUCCAAAAGAUGCUUAUCCAGUGGGAGAAAGAUGGGCAGCCACUCCAGAUUUCUAAACAUCUUGGUGUCACCAAAUCAGGGUCUCUCAAGAUCAAUAAUCUUGAAGCUUCAGAUAUUGGAGUGUAUAAGUGUCUUGCAGGAUCUGCCCAGGAGAUCUUUGUUCUAAAACUCAUUGGCACAAGCAACAGGCUCCUGGAACCUGCCACCAGUAGAAAAGAGGCAGGUGAGACCACAGACCACAAUGAAUCCAACAGCUUUGGAGCAAAAUGGCACCAAAUAAAUCAGAUGUGGCAGUUGUGGAGCCAGAAAAGUCAACAAUAUCUGCGCGAUGAACAAGUCAACGACCAGCCUGCCUUAGAACAUCUGAAAACGCAGAGAAGGAGUUCAGAAGAAGGACGCAACGCUCACAAAUUCACCACCCAGCAACUCAAUGCUGUGGCUUUACCCAACGCUUACAGUAUGGAUAUGGACCAUUUCGAUGGGCUGAUUAAAAAUUUGAGCCAUUUUAUUGAAGCUGGAGAAAUUAGCAAUGAUUUGGCUUCCCGCUUUGUCUACCAACUGAUUGCUGAAUUAGCGAAACCGCCUCAGUCUGCUCCUGAAAAGCAGAAAGAGCCUGAAAAUGAGAAGCUCCCUGCCGGGAAACUUGACAAAUCCCAAAGAGUGACAGAUAAUCUCAGCACAAAAACUGUAGGCGACCCAGUAGCGAGAAACUCAACAGAGGCUAUUAUUGUCAAGCCACAAGGAGGACCAGAAGUUUAUACAAAUGAAAAUGUAACUCUGCAACUGGAGGGUACCUUUUUUUUAACCAAGAAUGUCAGCACAAUAAAUUUGCUCUGUGCAACUGCUGGAGUUAGCAAUCUUAAAUAUACUUGGACCAAAGAUGGAAUGCCAUUGAAGCCUGUUGAGAAGGUGACUUUCAAAGCUGAUGGCAAAGUCCAGAUUUUGAACCCGACUGAGAAAGAAAUGGGGGUGUAUCGUUGCACAGCGGACAAUGAACUUUUUCAAGACAUGGCACUGUUUUACGCAGAAGCUCCCGCUAUACUGUCAUCUGAAAAAAAUAUUGCCAGUUUUCAGCUUCGGAAUCUGUCUGUCUCUGUUGGAGGUACAAUCCUAGCGAGAACGGGGACGAAUAUUCUGCUGGAAUGUCCAGUCAAAGGUAUUCCCCAACCUGAGGUCCUGUGGUUCAAAAACGAGAGCUCUUCAAGAAGUUCUGCUUUCCCCAUAGCUAACAGUUCCUUCUUGUUCCUGGGCAAUGUUUCGGGCAAAGAUACUGGCAUUUACAGUUGUAUGGCUACCAAUGCUGUGGGACAUGCUACAGCAGCCACUGUUCUUCAUUUGGCUGGACGAAGAAAACCCCACAAUGGAUCAUCUACUAACAGUAAAAGAAAACGUGUUUUCAUGGCAUCUGGAAUUGGUACCAACAUUACGGUGGCUGCGGGUGAUACAUUACGAAUAGGUUGUCCCGUCUAUCCUAGCGCAAAUAACACCAUUCGCUGGUUUGCUGGAAAUCAACCCAUAGAAGAGGCUUCAAGCUUCAGGCACAAGACCCUGGUCGGGGGACGCAUCCUUGAAUUCAUUGUUGCAUCUGACCAGUUUUCUGGACGAUACAAGUGCUGGGCUUCCUCACAUGUCAAGCCAUUGUCUGUCUGGGUAAAUGUCAAGAAGGAAGAAUAUCGAUGGAAGCUUGGUGAACAGAGUCCAUGCUCAACAACUUGUGGAAAUUUGGGAACUCGCUUCCGGAAAUUUCUAUGUGUGAAUAUGAAGGGUCAAAAUGUGAAUGCAUCACUAUGCAAGGACCAUCAAAAGCCAGUCGUAAACAACCUGCAGUCCUGCAAAAUUCAAGAUUGUCCUGCAAGGUGGGCAACAACAGCUUGGUCUGAAUGCUCUGCUUCCUGUGGCCAUGGAUUUCACCGCCGGCGAAUAAUUUGCAAGCAAGUCAAAGCCAACCGACAUAUCUUAACUUUGCCUCCGGGUGCUUGUGUAGACCAAGAGCGUCCUUUGGAAAUGAAACCUUGCACGGGACAUUUUUGUGCAGAAUGGAUUGUCCAUCCCUGGAGCCAAUGCACCGGACAUUGCAUCAAUCUCGGAGUGGGCUUACAACACCGUCGCAUUCAGUGCCAGCAUCAGAAUGGAUCAACAGUCCUGAAUUCACACUGUGAUAGUGAGAAAAGGCCGCCCAUUCGAAGAAACUGUUCUUCAGAAAAUUGCGAUGUGCAUUGGCGAAUGGGUCCCUGGCGUCCAUGCCCCGUAGACUGCGGAAGUGGCUUCCAGUCACGGCAGGUCAGCUGCGUACACAGGAAAAAGAAGAGAUUGGUGGCCGAUCAGUUCUGUGCGUGGAAGAAGAGACCCACGACCUGGAAGCACUGCCAUGUCACUUCUUGUGGCAAAGGCGACUGCAAGGACACCACUUUCUACUGCACAUCUGUAAAGCAUCUAAAGUUAUGCUCAGUAGGCGUCUACAAGCAAAGGUGUUGUCAGUCAUGUGGGGAAGGUUAGCCUUUUAUGGGAAGCAAGAAAGGAUGCCCCAUCAAGAGGAGAGUUUUCAUUCGGCUUGGUCUGUCCAGUAGGACAGGGAAGACGAUCGACAAGGAAGACACAAGCUUGAUGAAUUGAUAGCACGAAUUCAUAAAUUGGAGAAAACGGUUUCUCUUCCUGAUUCCUCUGGUGCUCCCUUAUGCCUUUUCCAACAACGUAAACUUCAAUGGUGGUUGUUUUUUUUUUUUUAAGAAAUCAUUAUGGUCCACUGAGUAUACUACUUGAAAGCAUCUGUCCUAAUCUGGUGUCCUUCAGAUGUGAUGAAAUUGCAACACUGAUUUUGCAGCCCACAUGAACAAGAAAGCCGUUUUGCAGAACAGCUUCUUCAGUGAGACAAUGGGAAUUCGUUGGAUUUAAGUAGUGCUACUGAUGCUACAAAUACAAUUGAAGACUUACGCAUUUAAAAUAUACUGGAAUCAGCCAUUGGACUGCUUUGCUUGUCACCUUCUUGAUUUAAUCCACUUUAAGACCAUUUUCGGAAAGUACAGAAAGAAUAGUGGUUUUUUUUCCCCCUACCACUCUUUCUACUUCAUUUUUUGGCCAAACCACAUUAUCUGAGACUUCAUUUCAAUAGCUUCAGAUGAAUCACAAGUUCAUUCCUUUAAGUAUUUUCAGUAAAAAGCAAUAUACAUGAUGUUAUAAUUUGCAGGCUUCUUAUGGAAUUGUUUUUGAUCAAUGCAGUGUAAUUUUAGGAAGACAGAUCAUAUCUUGCAAUCUCUCUGGAACCUGAUCAAGGCAGGGAGCACUAUUAGCCUGGUAUGAAAUUGGAUUUGAGGUUUCUACACUGGAGCUCAGAAUUUAAAUGUUUCCAUUUGAACUUGAAGAUUGAGAAUUUGGGGUUUCCCGCCCCUCCCCCCCGCUUUGUCUGAAGAGAAGUCAGAGCAGGUCCACAGCCAAAAAGGUAUAUGCUGCUUCUGAAAAAAAUCCUGUAUUAUUUUACAGUCAUUUGAAAGAGGGUGAAAAAUCCAGCUCUAUUAUACUUUGAGACAGAGGUAUGUUCAGGGUCAGUUCAACUGAUUUUCAUCCAUUUUGAUCGCUGUGCAUUUGGAAAUAUGCCAUGCGAGUUCAUUCCAAAAAUUACUUCAAAUAGCAUUUUUCUUCUAUAUAGAUUUGUGCAAAAAAUAAUAAACAUCUCAGUUUCAACUAUCAGAUAAUAUACAUUAUUAGAAAUAUAAAUGAAUGUGGCUGCAUACAGUUCUGCCCAAUUGUUGAAAAAGGUAGAGAAAGGAACAACUGAAAUGCUUUGAAAUGUUUUCUACGAGACUGCUGAAGUUCCUUAGAAUAACAGAAAAAAAGAACAGAAUUGUGGUUGAUGAAAAUUGAACAAAGUGGAUUGAACAAAGGUUCGGCUGUCAUAAGCAAAACCAAUGAAGUUGAUUGACAAAGGGCUUAGCACAGACCCAAAGAUAUGCUCUGCAUGCUUGUUGCAUAAUUGUGUCCCUCAAAAUGAAGUGAAAGCCAUUAACUUGAGUAACUCAGAAUGUCUUUGAUAGAUAGGGAAGCUGUCUUCUUGAUUGGGAAGCAAUAUAAAAAAAAUGGAUGGAACCAUAAUUAGAUAGAAAGCUUCCUUCUAAGCAAAUCAAGUUGUUGGUCUGGCUCAUUGAUGGCAGCAUUUCAGUUUUGUUUUUUAAACUGGAAUUUUCCUACCCUUACCUGGAGAUGCUGGGGUCGAACCUGGAAUCUUCUACUUACAACACAUGAGAUCCAUUGGUAACCUAUGGCUCUUAAGAUUAUUGGAGUCCAUCGUCUAUCAAUGGCUAUUAGCUCUCAAAGCAGCAUGGAAUUUCAUUUUCAGAUGAUGUGCUUCCAAAGGUCAGAUAUCACAGGCAAGAAAAACAGGUGUGCUUUAUCUUCAUGCCCUGCUUGUAGGUAUUCCAGGGUUAUUUGACUACUGUUUAGAAACUAUGCGAGACUACCUGAAACUUUGGCCUUAUCCAUUGAGUCAAGGCUAUUCUACACCUGUUCUUAUCUUUUGGUUUUUCACUUGUUAACUCCUGUGUUCUUGCAUAAACUUCAAAAGUCAUGUUUUCUUAGACUGGCCCUUCUGACAAAGGGCAGAAAAGUUAACACCUGAGUUUUUGGUUUCUGUCCCAAAUGUAUUUCAAAAGAGGUUAUCCUUGCUAACGGCUGAAUGACUGCUACUGUAAAAAAAAAAAAAAAAAGGUGUUUGAAUGAGGAAACUGUAUUUUUGGCUGAUGACCAAAAAUGAUCAAAUUGAAGUCAAGCAACUUGGUCGAUUGCAGUAAAAUCAAGAAGGCAUGUUUUUCUUUUCAUAGCCAAAUGAAUUACAUGUUUGAAUGUUCCCCAUGGAGGCAGAAAGAACUCCAUGGAACCUCAAAAAGAUGACGUCUGGGAAAACUCAGGCUGAGUCAUACUUCUCAGUAUUCUAGGAUAAAGAAUACCUUACUGAGAAAUAAAGGCCUAUUUGCAAAAUUAAAUGUGGAAGUAGGAAAAAAAACUUUAGCAUUUUGAUUUUGCAUGAAUAGAAGUGCUUCUUUCCAGAUUCAGAAUCUUUAGUUCUUUCUCAUUGAAUUCAGUGGACUUUAAACUUUUGCUGUAUCGGGGCCCUAAAUUUUAAAGCAAUCCUUGGCUUUUUGAUUACACCCCUUCUUAAAUUAAGAUAACCUGUAAAUAUACUUUUGUAUAUAUUUAUUAUCUGGUUUAAAAGUGCAAUAUUUUUGUAUAGUG
This is a messenger RNA of Notechis scutatus (mainland tiger snake), 7243 nucleotides long. The record is from RefSeq and is a predicted model, not a curated record. Lineage: Eukaryota; Metazoa; Chordata; Lepidosauria; Squamata; Elapidae.